Molecule: messenger RNA, 945 nt
Organism: Acanthosepion pharaonis
Lineage: Eukaryota; Metazoa; Mollusca; Cephalopoda; Sepiida; Sepiidae
Source: the annotation of a GenBank genome assembly
AUGAAUUGCCGACUGUUCAUGAUGAGAAAGAUACAUUUUCUUUAUUUCCUCUCCACACUUUUCCUUCCUUUUCUUUAUGAUCUCCAUUUUCUUUAUUUCCUAUCAUUUCUUUUUGCCUUCUUGGAAAGAUGGUAUCUUUCUUCUCAGAUACAUUUCUUUAUUUUCUUUUUUUUGCCUUCUUGGGAAAAGAUGGUAUAUUGCCAACUGUUUUCCAAUCAUCUCAGAUACAUUUUCUUUAUUUCCUAUCAUUUCUUUUGCCUUCUUGGGAAAGAUGGUAUAUUGCCGACUGUUCAUGAAUCUUCUCAGAUUCAUUUUUCUUAUUACCUUUCAUUUUUUUGCCUUCUUGGGAAGAUGGCAAUCUUCUCUCCAGAUUCAUUUUCUUUUCUUUCCUUUCAUUUCUUUUGCCUUCUUGGGAAAAGAUGGUAUAUUGCCGAAUCUUUACACUGUUCUUUAUUCAUUUCUUUUUCCUUCUUUGGAAUCUUCUCAGAUACAUUUUUUUAUUUCCUAUCAUUUCUUUUGCCUUCUUGGGAAAGAUGGUAUAUUUCUGUUCAUGAAUCAUCUCAGAUACAUUUUCUUUAUUUCCUAUCAUUUCUUUUUGCCUUCUUGGGAAAGAUGAUACAUUUUCUUUAUUUCCCUAUCAUUUCUUUUUGCCUUCUUGGGAAAGAUGGUAUAUUGCCGACUGUUCAUGAAUCUUCUCAGAUACAUUUUCUUUAUUUCCUAUCAUUUCUUUUUUGCCUUCUUGGGAAAGAUGGUAUAUUGCCGACUGUUCAUGAAUCUUCUCAGAUACAUUUUCUUUAUUUCCUAUCAUUUCUUUUUUUUGCCUUCUUGGGAAAGAUGGUAUAUUGCCGACUGUUCAUAAAUCUUCUCAGAUACAUUUUCUUUUUAUUUCCUAUCAUUUCUUUUGCCUUCUUGGGAAAAAGAUGGUAUAUUGCCGACUGUUCAUGA